AUGAUCUUGGGCUUUGGACCAAGGUUUUCAACUUGUGCUUCUUGGCCUCAGAGGCUGGGCUGGGGUUUAACAAAUCUUGAACUAAAACCUAAUAGUAGUUAG
Molecule: messenger RNA, 102 nt
Organism: Priceomyces carsonii
Lineage: Eukaryota; Fungi; Ascomycota; Pichiomycetes; Serinales; Debaryomycetaceae
Exons: 1
Coding region: 1-102 (33 amino acids)
Source: RefSeq, a predicted model, not a curated record